Molecule: messenger RNA, 1716 nt
Organism: Apodemus sylvaticus (European woodmouse)
Lineage: Eukaryota; Metazoa; Chordata; Mammalia; Rodentia; Muridae
Gene: C12H1orf74
Product: chromosome 12 C1orf74 homolog
Exons: 2
Coding region: 575-1366 (263 amino acids)
Source: RefSeq, a predicted model, not a curated record
UUGUGUGGGGCGUGGGAGAGUGUUGGUUUUCUCGUCGCUGGCGGGGGCAUCCUUGCGCCCCCGAACCUGCGGCGGAAAUGCAAGCCCAGUGUCUUGAGGCACAGCGCUUCCUUUUGUAACUAGUCUAAAAAAAAUCUAACGCGUGGGCUUGUGUGGCGGUGGGAGCCUGCCUUCCCAGAAGGGAAGACGGUCCCGGCAAGUGUUAAAAUGGCUCCUGCCCCAUUUCUAGCUGCUUUCACCCUCCUGUGCGUCACAGGGUGAGGCGGUGGUUACUCAGAAUCGUAGCUUAUGCUGGUUUGAUCAGGCUGCUGUGAGAACUUUUAGUGGAGGGAAGGGGAGUUGGCAGUGGAGCGCUUACGCGCACUUACAUUUAGAGCCCACAGUUCUGACCCAGGAGGACAGUUUUGGGAGAAGUAACUUUUGCCAAGAUUUAACUGUUGCUGUAAGGUUUGAAUCCCAGAGCAUAAACUGCACCAGGAUCUUUCUCAAGUGUUGGAAGCCGAACUCUGUGUGACUCAGGGAAGGGAACUGUGGCAAGCUAAGGAGGCCAUAUGUCAUGUAACUUCCAGAACUCAUGUCAACACCAAGCCCUCAGCUGCUGGUGACAGCUGCUCAGCAGACUCUGGGCAUAGGAAAGAGAAAAUGUCCACCUCGAGCUACCUGCCUUCACCUGGCAGGAGAGGUGCUGGCUGUGGCCCGCGGGCUGAAGCCAGCUGUACUCUAUGAUUGCAACGCUGCAGGAGUAUUGGCACUCAAAAGCUAUCUGGAGGAACUACAGAGGCUGGGCUUCCUGAAGCCAGGACUUCAUAUUCUUGAGAUUGGAGAGAAUAAUCUCAUUGUUAGUACUGAGUAUGCCUGUCAGCAUUUGGAACAGACACUGCUUGGUACCAUAGCUUUCGUGGAUGUUUCCUGCUCCCAGCCUCAUCCUUCUGUCCGGUCAUUGGACCAGCUCCUGGACUUGAAAUCUCUCAUAGCUGAGAUCAUCACACAUUUUCAAAGUCUGCAGAAGGAUGUGUCUCUGGGAGUCUCUUACAGCAAGCUACAUUCCUCAGACUGGAAUCUCUGCACUGUAUUUGGGAUACUCCUGGGCUAUCCUGUCUCUUACACAUUUGACCUGAACCAUGGAGAUGACAACUGCUUAACCAUGACUCCCCUGCGGGUGUUUACUGCCCGGAUUUCAUGGCUGCCUGAUCAACCUCCAAUUCUGCUGUACUCCUUUAGUGUUCCAGAGAGUUUGUUCCCAGCCCUGAGGAACUUUCUAAGUGCCUGGGAGAAGGAACUCAGAACCCGAUUUAGGGCUCAGAAUGCCUUUGCUGACCUCAGCAUCUCCUCUGAGGUGGUCAUACUUCCUGCUGUGGCCCUCUGAGUUAACUCUGCCCGUUGAUAAGGUAUCAGUGAAUGGCUCUCUCUGGGUGGAAGAUGUCAGUUAGGAUGAAUGUUGUGCAAUCAGGUGACCACAUAUAUGAAUGGGGAUUGUUGUUGGCGGCAGUAGUAUGAUUUCCAUCUUUAUAUUGGGAGGUCCUAGGUCCUUAGCAGAGGUGCCUGUUUGAUUUUCAUUGAAUAAGAGAUAGAAGAAUGGGAAAGGGAGCGUUGGGGAGACUUAAGCAGUAUACCCUUGGAUGGUGGCCUCCCUUAGUGGAUAAUGCCUUAGAGGGAAGGAGAAUGACUAGGUAAUUUCCAUGUUUAUGGAACUCUGGGUAUGAUACAAUGAUGUCU